Molecule: messenger RNA, 1665 nt
Organism: Rhinocladiella mackenziei CBS 650.93
Lineage: Eukaryota; Fungi; Ascomycota; Eurotiomycetes; Chaetothyriales; Herpotrichiellaceae
Exons: 2
Coding region: 1-1665 (554 amino acids)
Source: RefSeq, a predicted model, not a curated record
AUGUCUUCGUAUCAGGGCACGACGUUACCUGACGAGAUUUUGUCGCUCAUAUGUCAAGAGCUUGGAAAGGAUGGAGACUUUGGAUCAUUAUACAAAUGCGCGCUGAGUUCCAAGUCCUUUGCCGAUCCGGCGCUGAGAACGUUGUAUCAGCUACACCAGAAUUCUCCAGCAUUCGAGCAGAGAGAUGACUUGGAGGUCCGCCAGCGCCCGGUGGAUUUUGCCACCAAAGCCGCCGAGCAGGCCCAAUUCUAUCGCAAGUGGACCAUCUUAUGGCGUUCCAUCAUUCUUUCCGGCGUCGACGAUCUCAUCACCUACAAACCCUACUGUCGGUACAUCAAGACCCUGGACUUUCGCAAUCUCUCCGCCAUGUUAGAUGACCUCAAGUUCACUGGCCCUGUCCGAAAGGCCUUCUUCGCCAAUGGCCUCGAGUCUUUCCAUUUCCCUAAGAAGGAGUUCAACCGACAGGUGGUAGACGUCGUAGCUACCGUCAAUGCCAUCGGAGAAGCAGUUACCGCGAAGACGACACUGCUGGAAGAAAUCGACGGUCACAUCAGUCCCGGAUUUUUGCCUCGGUGGAUAUCUCGCUCUCCCAAAUUGGAAACGAUGGUCCUGUGGAAAGGCGAUGCCCUGGCCAACGGUGCCGGUGCCGCCAUUGCAGAACACUGCGAAUCUUUCCGAAAUCUGACCCUUCACGAAUGGCUGUCUCCGGACGCAGACGACGCUUUUGCUACGUUCCUCCACGAAUUGAAGGCCGAUACGCUGGGCUAUUUCGAAAUGAUCAGCUAUAACAAUCUGGGAAAACGUUCAUUUGAAGCUCUGGGACGGCACAAGUCGUUGCAACAAUUGGACCUAGGUAAUCUCAACCAAGAAGCCAUGCAGAACUUGAAUGCCCUUCAAGAAUGCACCGAGAUACACACCCUCAAGUUAGACGACAAUUUUGGAACCGUUCAGCUUGAGGCCCUAAACAACGAUGUCUUCCUGGAGGUGGUGGAGUGGCUCAGUUCCUGUCGCAAACUUCGCGACCUCAGUUUGAAGAAAUUCUUUGACGGACCAGCUCUCCUCUCCCGUGUGUUGUAUUCACCAAAUGUCAAAUUAACCAGACUGUCUCUCGAAGGCUACACAGUGCGUCAUACCAGUGCCCAGCUCUUUCACAGUGCUCUCGCCGAGCAGAAGUCUUUGGAGUCGGUGUGGUUGAAGGGAAAUGGUGAAGAUACCACGCCCGACGAUCUUCAAAUCAUGGUCGAAGGACUCAGUCACCUGACCAACCUGCGAGAGCUCGUCUUGAAGGAUGUCUCGGAUGAGUUUACGGAAGAGCACAUCAUCUGUCUGGCCCUGAAUCUUCCUCACCUGGAAGAUUUCUGGACGAGUGGCGGCGAGGUAUCGGCAAAUAUUUUGCUGCCCCUGGCAAAUCUGAAGAACUUGAAGAAUCUGACCUUGUACGCCAUGACCCAAUUCGCCGCGGAUGAAAUUGUGGAUUUCUUGGAACGACUCGAUCGCGAAACGCAGAAAGGGUUCAAUUUGUCGUUGAUGGCUGCAGACCCCGAGAGUGACCUGUCCGAAUCGGAGCAAGAGAUUAUUCGGGAAUAUAUCCGGGUGAAUCUUGACGGCCGUUUUGACUUUGUAUUGUGGCGCGAGGCUGAGCCGAGCGACAGUGAGGAUGACUGA